ACAUUUAAGUGAGGAGCUGCUAGCUAGCUGCUAGCUAUCUAAAGUUUGUAGAACAGUUACAGCUAGCCACGUACAGUAAAGUAGCUAGAUGAAUGUUAUGCUGUCGUGUCAAGUAAAUACAUGCAUUUGUGUUUUUUUUUCAUGAAUGAUAACUUUGGCAUUUGUCCUGUCAGUUUUUUUGAACUGGCUAAAGCUAUUGUUUUGUAGUACACUACCUGAAAGCAAUUGUUUGGGCAGGUCAUGAGCCCCUUGCUGAUGCCCAACCUAAGGGUUUGCUUGCAACAUUUGCUCCCAGUUCUCUCAAGAAAUGUAUUGAAUCUCUCACACAAGAACGUGUCGCAGUGUUUUAGGGUCGGAGGUGUAAACACCUUUUGUACCAAGAACAUAAACAAUCAUGCAGUCGAUAAGAGGAAAGCUUUCAAAUCAAGAGACUUCGCCAUCAAGGAAAGACCUGUUUUUCCCAAGUCGGUUUUUGCAGCUGGAACUGCUAGACGGACUGCUGAGCUUAUGAAAAAGAAAGCUGGUUUUUCAGACACAGACGAGCCAUCAGACUACAGUAGGAAAAAACGUGCCGCGGAGAUACCAGACCACCCGCUCACUUCUUCAGAGUGGAAAAUAAUGAAAGAAGGUAGCGAGCGACCCGAUCGCUUUGUACUACGGAUGAUGGAGGGGAUGUUGUCGGCUAGUGCAGAUAUAAACAUAGCUAAAUCCCUCCUGGCAUAUGUCGCUGUGGACACUGGCACGGUGCCUUAUGAGUUGCUCUUGCGAUACCUCACUUUGUGUGUCAACGAUGGACACUGGGAUGAAAUGUACGAUGUGUACGACAUCAUGAAGAGUCGGUUCCGUACGCUGGAUACGGGUGCUUACAGUUUAUUGGUCAAAGGCUUUAGUAAGACAGAACGCUGGCAAGAGACCUUGGUUCUCCUUGAGAACAUCAACAAGAUCAUCACGCCCUCUCCUCGGAAUUACGCCAAUGCCAUCGCUGCUGCAAUGAAACACGGCAGUUCUGCCACCGCUUGGACACUGUAUAACCAGCUCUUGGAGAAGGGCAUUAGUCCUAACCAGGAUACCUGGAAGUAUCUGUUCGAGGGCGGGGUUUCUGACCACGAAUACGACGAUGAGCUGUUAUCCAUAUUACAGCAAAUGAGAGACAACCAGAUAUAUCCAGACGAGAUUCUGGCUAACACAAUAAGAAAGUGGUUUGAAAGUCGUCCUGACCAGAAGUGGACUGGAGGUAUCUCCAUUGUGAACCCAAGUGGAGUGUGUCGGAGUUGUGGCUCUGAGCUGGAGUCCAUACAGCUGACGGAUGAAGACUAUGCCGACCUGAAGGACAGUGUCAUGAAGAACGUGAUUAAGGGCAUAGAUGUGUUCAAGAAGACCACCCCUGAGGAGCUGGAGAAUUUCAAGGGCUUCGUCAGUAAGAGGCCACCGUUUGAUGUGGUGAUUGACGGACUCAAUGUGGCCAACACCUUGAGCCGAGGGAACGAGUCGGAGACGCUGCUGGCUGUGGUCUCAGAGUUUAGUCAGCAAGGUCUCUCCAUCCUGGUCCUGGGCAGGAAGCACAUGUUGUAUUCCACCCGGAGCUGGAACCGUCACCACAUGAAGCAGAUCCAGCAGAAGGCACACUGCUUUUUCACCGAGAACAUAUCUGAGGAUGACCCGUUCCUCCUCUAUGCCACACUGCACUCUGGGAACCACUGUAACUUUGUGAGCCGUGACCUCAUGCGGGACCACAAGGCCUGCCUGCCCGACGGGCGGACCAAGCGCCUUUUCUUCAAGUGGCAGCGUGGACACCAACUGGUCCUCAGCAGCUUUAUUCCUGGGAAGAUGGUCCGCUUUCAGAGGAUACAAAGCUAUGACACCAUUAUUCAGACCAACACAAAGUCCUGGCAUAUUCCCUACGAUGCACAGGGAGUAGACAGAUGUACAUAUGAAGUCCCAGAGAAAUGGCUAUGCCUUACCAGAUCAAACUGACAAAUGCACUUCUCUAAUCUGCUUCGUGUUG
Clupea harengus (Atlantic herring) is the source of this 2005-nucleotide messenger RNA. RefSeq names its product protein only RNase P catalytic subunit (gene prorp). Gene Ontology annotation, molecular function: protein binding; ribonuclease P activity. The record is from RefSeq and is a predicted model, not a curated record. Gene Ontology annotation, biological process: tRNA 5'-leader removal; mitochondrial tRNA 5'-end processing. Lineage: Eukaryota; Metazoa; Chordata; Actinopteri; Clupeiformes; Clupeidae. Gene Ontology annotation, cellular component: mitochondrion; mitochondrial ribonuclease P complex.